AUGCAAUACAAAAUUUCAGUGGAUACAUUGUUACCUGUAAAAUAUGAGGAUUCAAUUUUUUUUUUCUUUGUACAAAAAACGCAGCAUCCAGUACCAGUACUUUGAACCUGGAUUUUCAAAGUUUAGUUUUUUGGGCCAUAAGUGUCGGUUUCGAAAAACUGAAGGAGAUAACCUGAAACAUCAUGAGGAUUGCUAAACAUCUUCCAAGAUCUGUAACCAAUGUGGUGGGAUUUUUGAAGCAGAGGGGGCUAUCCAACACCACCAAAACACCCAGCUCCAAGAGAGCCUCCAAACGAAAGGCUGGAGAUCCCGCCGCCCCCAUGAUGAAGCAAGCUAGACUUUUGCUGGACUUUCAAUAUCAGCCACAUGCCGGUGGUGUGAGAAUUGCGACUUGGAGAAUCCGAUAAAUCAAUGAGUUGGUCAUCUUCGGUGUCUCUAGCACCGAGCCAACACCUGUUGAAGCAGGAGGAAGACGUUAGUCUUGUCAAAACAUCUCUUCAAGAACCGAAUUGCAACAUAGCCGCUUUCAUCAAAGCAGGACCCUAUCAGCGUGAAGCACGUUUUGAAAUUAGCUGUGGCAUACCUAUUCAGUAUUAGGAUGGACGGAGGACUGAAUGAUUUUAUGACACACUUACCAGGAUAGCAGAAAAUGCGUUUGCGAAAAAAUUAUUUAGAGCAAACAGUUAAAUAGCACAAGGAUAUGAGAAAACUAACUUCGCACAU
Messenger RNA from Ceutorhynchus assimilis (cabbage seed weevil), 723 nucleotides. Lineage: Eukaryota; Metazoa; Arthropoda; Insecta; Coleoptera; Curculionidae. The record is from the annotation of a GenBank genome assembly.